Chilo suppressalis (striped riceborer) is the source of this 6275-nucleotide messenger RNA. The record is from the annotation of a GenBank genome assembly. NCBI's taxonomy places the organism in Eukaryota, Metazoa, Arthropoda, Insecta, Lepidoptera, Crambidae.
AUGGCAUUGGAAAAAGCAAUAUUUGGAAACGUUGAUUGGAACGAUGUAGAUACCGUGGCACCGACAUUCAUUUCUUUUGUAGAUAGUGUAGUUUCAAUGGAGUCUAUAAUGGAUCUUCCCUCAAAUGUAGCUUUUGAAAUUGUAGACAUAUUGAAAGAUAAAAUGUUAGGAAACAUAUAUGUAAAUGUAGCAGAGGCUCGUGGUAUUGGAUCUACAUUGUGGGGAUGGAUCACUUAUCCUUUCUCUUGGUGGAGUUCAAAUGAAGACGAUAAGCCAAUUACCGAACAACUUGUCGCAUCUACUACAUACGGACCAUACGACAACAUCGAGGUAGGCAAACACAAUGUGACCGUUUGGUGCAACGACCAAACUUGUACGACGAUGAAAUGUGACAAACACGGUUGUAGAAAUAAUACGUGCAACAUUUACGACACAAAUUUGAUUGGAGAAUGUCGAGAGUAUCAUACAGAUGUACAACCAGAAGAACCGAUAUCAUCGGUCUCGUCUACAGAGUCUGUUUUAAAACCAAUAGAUGAUAAUAAAAUCACUGAAGGUUUAACAAAUGAUGAGCACUCAACAAAAUCUCCAUAUACAAGUACAACUGAGACAGUAGAGGAAAGUACAAAAAAUCAAAACAUUGCAGAGAGACCUUUGCAGCUUGAAGUUGUGCUAUCGUCAAGCGUGACUGAGAAAGAAACUACAGUCUAUAGUAAUGACGAAGCUUCGGCUCUCAACAAACAGACUUAACCACAACUUUGCAACCACCGACCAAACUAUCUUUACUGGAAGAUAUAAAGCCGUUCAUGGCAUCUACAUUAGAAUAUUUCACCACAAAGCUUAUGAAUAAUUUGAUUAUGAGACUGAAUAUAGACUCGAUAUGUAUAGAUGGGAUUUGUUACUAUACAUUGUGUGAACACAUUAAUUGUAAAGUUAGAUAUUGCAAAUAUAGUUUAUUGAGUGAUGUGGAAGAGUGUACAUUUCAAAAGCCAUCACAACUUCCAUCUAAGCUGAAGUUGAAAAUUCAAAGCAAUAAAAUUUAUUUUAUGAGAGAAGAUAAUCUUAUAAGCGACAACAAUGAAGACAAUGAAAUUAAUUUUUUUAAUAGAGUUUUAAAUUAAUAACAAUUGUAAUGCAACAGAAAACAUUUUAUAAAUCUUUCCAAAUGUUAUUUAAUUGAACUUAAGAAUAAACAAUUACAAUACAAACAAUUAUGAAAAGGAAUUUAUACUUAUAAUUAAAACUCAUUUGGGAUUGAUUUGUUUUUGUUUGGGAAACAAGUUUAAAAUAAGUUAAUCUUCUAUAAGGCAAUAUAUCUAUAACACAGGCGAAUUUUGAUCCCCAAAUAAAUAAAUAUUCAAAUAUUUAUAAUAAAACUUAUUUGUGUUUGUGAUAAAAUUUUUAAUGUUGCGAAAGACAUUUCAGUGCUGUAAAAAUAUUUUUUAACUGGAAAGUGAAGGAUUGACCUAGUCUUUCAAAAACUAAUCCUGGGCCUCAUUCGGGCAUGAUUGUUUUAACUUAAUAUCAAAGAACAUAAUUUUUCCCGUCCCGUCUGGUCCGCGUGAAAUUUUUUCUAGUUAUAUUUUCUUUAGAUUUAAACAUUAAACAACACAACAAGCAGUUAAAUGCUUAUCAUGCUCAAAUGUGUUCUUAUAUUAGAGAGGAUAAAAAGUAGGCACUGUUGUCAAAUUUACUUUCAGAGAAUCGUAUGAAACUUAAGGCUCAGUAAAUCAAGAAGGUUUAGUUUAGAGUAUAAGAAGUAUUUUAUUAAUAAAUCUAAGGAGCUAAUACCAAACAGUGUAUACCGUUAAGUUCAAUACGUUUAAAUUAAACUUUGUAAUUGUAUAAAACUUGAUAAGCUGUCAAGAUACAGCAAAAGCAAUUUUCAUCUAAAAGUGACAAACCGCCAACUUCUUUGCAUAUUUUCAACUCACAAGAAUGUUUAAAUUUUAAUCAGACAUUUGUUUCAGUGGCCUUUACCUUAAUACCUUUGUGAAUCAUCUUCUUUGUAAAUGUUAAUCACCGUUUAAGAUAACUUCUGCUUAUGUGUAAGAUAUAAACUGCAGUUAGAUAACGAUGAGUGUGCCAGUUCUAUGACGACGAUGUUAAAUACAUUUAUUUAUUAGGGUUAAUCAUUGGUUUUUUGAAAAUGACGUAAAUAAAUAAAAUGUAUAACAAAUAAAAAUAACUCUUUUAAAUACAGGCAGUCCUUGACUUACGUCGUUUCAAGUUACGUCGAACAAUGUUUUGGCACUAUUCCUCAAGCAUACGUCAAUUGUUUCGAUUUCCGGCAUAGGAGAAUUCACUUGUCGCGAGGUCAAUAUCCGUGGGUCGGCGUUCGUGGGGAUGUCUCGACUUACGUCGUUUCGAUUAACGUCAUGUAUUUCGAGAACCUAAUAUGGCGUAAGUACAUGGACUGCCUGUUGUCCUAAAUUUUUCCGUACUUCAUCUAGUUCGCAAUUCACUGAAGGAGAGCAAAGCGGAUAGCUCACGAACACCGCGUGCGGAUGCAGACAGGCUGGCUCCGGAGUCGUAGUCCCCCGCACGAACUUGACGUCUUUUGCGCAAACAUGGGGUUAGUUUUACUUGAGUAUUAAAGGAAGGCGUAAUUUGUUUACGUUUUGAAAUUUGAUUUUGUUGUAUGUUAUUCUGAUUUUUAAAUACGCUAAUCUAGUGUAGUUUAAAUUAAAACUAACGAAAAAUCGAUUUGUUAUUCUAUAAACAAAUAAUAAGGCCUUUUAUGAUGAGGAUGAUGAACCUGUACAUAAAUUCGUAUGUAAAAUCUGUAAAUAACAGUAAAAUAUUACAAAUAUUUAAAUUACUUUAUAAUAAUGAACUUUAAGUGAUACCUGCAUUAUGUUAUUUAUCGUACAUAUCUACAAAGGUAGUAAAGACAAAUACGACGUGUGUAAUUAAAAAGUGACGAGACAACUCAUAGAACUACGGAACAGAUUGAACUAAACGAAUGAAAUGACGCGAUUAAACUUAAUGACAAGGUGACUCAAACUGAAGUCCUCAACCAAGUGAACUUGAUGAACUAAAUGAACUAGAUUAGUGAUAUACUUCAUAUAGUACAAAUGGACUAUAUCAUUCUUUAAACUUCAGUGACGUAUUUUGCGCAUGCCUAACUAAACUACAUUUGAAGUCAAAUUAACAUUUGGUGUCGGUGCCAUGCUAAACUAUUUUUAUAUAAACUGAAUAAACGAUUUUUGAAUUUUAUUCUUAGAUAAGAAAAGAUAGAUUUAUAAUGAAAUAAAUUUGACAACAGUGUAUGUAUGUUAAAUUUAGAGAAAUAUGCCAGAAUCGACUCCACUGACUUUAGCGGUCCUUCCACUGAUCGAUGGGUCUAACUAUUAUUCAGUCAUUUUAAUAAAGUUAAAAGAAUAACAAACAUGUUUUUUUUUUGAGAAAAUAUUUAGUAAUAUAGGAGCUACACAAAUUGAUAUAUUAGAUACCGUCCGUUUUACUUACUAUGCUUAAAUCAUCCGAAAUACUGUGUCAUUUAUUAUAUCUUUUUUAAUUGUAAGUACCUAUAAAUUCAAGUUGAAGAACUUUCUGGGUUUUAUUUUGAGGCUCCUUUGCGUCCACUAUGAGACAAGUAGGUAAAACAAAUGUCUAGUAUUAGUAGCACUUCUAAUUGUAUUUUGGGUAUAAAUAUUUUGAUAGACCUCAAACAUAUAUGCUGUUUUUUUGCUACAAAUAGGGUAGUUAAGAAUUUGAUAAUUUGUGAUCAGAAACUUUAGUAAUUUAGAUUUGCACAGCUUUGAAACUAAAUUAUUGAAUUAUUUGGUGUGACGACAUGUCAAAUUAAACAACCUAAGAAAAAUAAUAUUUUAUUAUUAAAUUUGUAUUUUACCGGCCCGCUUCGAUGUGAAACAUCCCUAAGGCUGUGAACGUCAAACGGGUUUACGCGGGGCGACUGACAGUAGCCGUCGCUCUCUUCCCCUGCUUCACUUCCUCAAAUACCUAAACUAUUGCUACUCAUAGCGCUCUAGAGCAAUAUAAGACAUGCCGACAUAUAUGAGUAAAUAUUUUUUUCCCAGUUUGUUUUCUAGGUAUCCGCUAUUUAGUAAAUCUAGUUAGUAAAAGCGACGUCUAGUUAGAUUGAUGGCCUGUUCAGACAAAGAACGUCCGCAGAGGGGAAGUAGUUAUCUUAAACGGUGAUUAACAUUAAUUUACUCCAAAGAAGAUGAUUCACAAAGAUAUUAAGAAAAAGGCUACCGAAACAAAUGUCUGAUUAAAUUUUCAACAUUCUUGUGAGUUGCCCUAUAAAGUUUUAUUCAAUCACAAAGUUUAAUUCAAACGCAUUACAGUACACCGUACAGUGUUCGGUAUUUACUAUUUACUUAUAGCUCCUUAGAUUUAUUUAUAAAACACUUCUUAAGCUCUAAAGCUUAUUUAUUUACUCAGCAUUAAGUAUCAAACGAUUCUCUGUAAAGUAAAUUUGAGAACAGUGACUACUUUUUAUUCUCUUUUAGUCAAUAUAGUCCAGGCAACGAAUAGGUAUAGAGGGAAAUGCUUAGAACACAAUUUUUGACUUCGUAGCUUUGUUAGGACUAGUUAGGAGGUAAACAUAUCAAAAGUCCCCGCCCGUAGCCCUUAAGCCGGGGGGAAGGGGAGGGAUUGGGUCCAAUUUUUAGGUUUUUCGCAUAUAUCUCGGAAACUAUGCAUCCUAGCGACAUAAAAGUGAAAGCUGAUUAAAUUUGCUACAUGUCUUAUUCAGUCAACUUUUUUGAUAUCUUGUAUAGUUUUCGAGAUAUACGCGAUAAAAGUCAGGAAGUAAUUAUUAUGAAUCGAUAGAUCUAUGAAUGGAAAAAAAAAUGCUUCACAUUUUUGCUCUAUUUGACCGGAUAACUCUUCAACAAUGCCGCCCGUAAGGUUGUUGGUUCCACUAGUGAGCAGCAUGCAGAUUUCGGACAAGCCCGCUAAAACAAGGAUGGAGCUGACAUUGCCAAGCUCACCGAUUGGCUUGAGAAAUUUCCUCCCUUCCCAGAGACCAGAGACAUUAUCAAGUCACCAGAAAUCCAGAAAGCAGCAGCGGUCUUUUCACACCCUUUCUCCACCACCGCUCAAGUACAAAAGGUAGGUGAAACCUGCAUCUUAAGGUGGUAUGGAGCUCCAGCGAAAGAGAUUUCCCUCAAUGCCUACAGGUACAAGUCAUUCUUGAAAUCAGUGGCCACCAUCAAGCCUGAUAUCUCUUGUAUUCCUGCCACCGAGGGAGCAGUAAAAUAGCAUUCCCAGGAAGUGGUGGCAAUUUUUUUUCCAUAAUUACAGACUUUCAAGAGCGGAUAUCUCGAAAACUAUACAAGAUAUCAAAAAACUUGACUAAAUAAGACUUGUAGCAAAUUUAAUCAGCUUUCACUUUUGUUAAAGUCUCAUGUCGCUAGGAUGCAUAGUUUCCGAGAUAUAUGCCAAAAACCUAAAAAUGGGACCUUCAAUUCGCUAGUUAUAACUAGCAAACCAGUGAACCAAAUGUUCACCAAAAAAAAAUGUAUUUAAUUAAUUGCGAACUUCGGAGAUUUUGUGUGGUUUCGUUUGAAAUAGAAAUCACGUGAUUUCUCGAAAAACCCGAAGUGCUACGUUACCCACAUCCGGUUUGUAGUCUUAUCAGACUAUUCUUAACUUAUAACUUAAACAUUCUCUAGAUCUAUCUCUUACGGUUUGGCCGCUGAAACAGCACCACGGACGGACGGACGGACGGACGGACUUGAAUAGAUAAGAGAUUUUUACGUUCUUGUGUCCUGUCCGGUCUCUUGGUGUCCUCGGUUGUUCAGGGUACUUUUAAUCUCCUCGUGUGCGUUAACCGAUGCAGUUGUAAGCGAUCUGCUUUGGCGGACAAAAUAGUCCGCGCACAAUUAUCCCUCGUCUGCGCAGGCUAUUAUUAUUACCUAGAAGUAUUGCUUGCUAAGUGAGGGCACUGUAGCACUAGCCAAGUGUCGGAUGACAUCGUCUACAGUAAUGGCGGCACGUCUAAGGAAUUUGAUUGCCCUUAGAUUGGGACAAACUAUUGAGUGCUCACUGGGUGCGGGCGGUGCAAGACUGGCCUUAGUUUUGGAGGAUAUUGUUCGCAGUACCAGUCGUGUCUAAGGACUCUGGCUACCCUUAGGACAAACAAAUGAGUGAAAUUUAUAAUUACCUGGUGCUGCAACUUCCUGAGUGCGGGUGGUGUAGCACUCGCUUCAGUGUCGGAGGAUAUUGUUCGCAGUAGCAGCGGCGUGUCUGAAGAGUCCGCCAAUUCUGAACCCGCCUCGCUCGGCUCCGUACCCUCACCCGCCUGC